AUGUCGAGGUUUUUCGCUACUGGUUACACGUCCGAUCUGUCUUCCGAGGAGGAAGACUUGUUGAGCACCUCUGAGGAGGAAUUACUCUCUUCUUCUAGUGAAGAGUUCUCCACUGACAGUGAAUUCGAGAACGCUGAUGAAGACGAUGAAGAUUCUGACUCUGGCUCUGACUACGACCGUGUCGGACCUUCCUAUUUCUUGAAGAAGGACUUCUUGAAAGGUGGCGCUCAUGACUCAGACUCCGACUCUGACAAUGAGGGCCGUAAAGUCGUCAAAUCUGCUAAGGAGAAGUUGUUGGACGAUAUCAGAGAGUCUGUUGACUCCAUUUACAAUUCCAUGAACUUGGAGAACUGGAGUGCUGCUCUCGUUGAGUUCGAUCGUUUGAGUAAAUUGUUGGUUAGAGCCAACCAGCAGAACUUCGGUAUUCCUAACUUUUUCUUCAAGUUGUUGGGCCAAUUGGACAACAACAUCAACGAUGCUGUUGCUGAGAAGAAGAAGUUGCCUGCUGAACAGAGCAGAGCUUUCAACAACAUCCGUCAAAGAGUCAAGAAGCAGACGAAGGAGUUCCAGCCUUACAUGGACUUGUACAAGACCAACCCUGAAGCUUUCGACUCCGAUAUCCCUGUCGAGGUCGUUGAUGCUGAUCAACAAGAUGAGAAGAACGCUGUUGUCGGUAUUGUCAGUGGUACUGCUCGUAUCAUGAGCCCUGUGUUCACUGGUUUGAAGUCCAUUGUUGAGUUCAGAGGUAAGAAAAACAUCGACAAGUUCGAGCAAGUGUCUAUCUUGGAAAAAUUAUUGGUCGACGCUAAAGCUGGUGGAAACACAUUUGAGACCAUUUCUGUUUACCAGAUGUUGCUCUCUGCUAGAUUCGAUGCUCUGUCGUACCAAUCAUACAUGCCUGUUGAGCUCUGGAAGAGCAACGAGAAGGAUGUUAACGACUUCCUCGCGCUCUUGGAACAACAAGCUGACAAAUACCAAGUUUCCGAGAACGGUAAGUCCACUGAUGAUAUCGACAUCGAGCCUGAGGCAAACGAACAAGGUGUUAGAGUUAUCUUGGGUUCCUUGUCCUCAAUUGUUGAGCGUUUGGACGACGAGUUCAUCAAGUACCUUCAAAACACCAGUCCUCACUCUAUUGAGUAUAUCGAGAGAUUGAGAGAUGAGGCUGCUCUCUACAAGUUGAUCAUUCGUGCUCAAAUCUACGUUGAGUCUACCUGUGGUGUUUGUGAGCAGUUGGCAAGAAUGGUUCUCAAGAGAAUUGACCACAUAUACUACAAGCCUGACCAAUUGAUCAAACUUAUCGAAGAUGCUUCCUGGGAAGGCAUGUGGACCGGUAUCAAUCUUAGCGAGUCAGGAUUGAUCACCAAGGACAAGUCUCCUCAUGAUGUUGUUAAGGCUUUGAGUAACUUCUUGGGAGCCAGAGAUAGCCCUGUGUACACCAAACCCGCUCUUUUGUGCUACGUGUACUAUUUGGCUGUCAACAACCAAUACACGGCUGCUAAGGAUCUCUUCUUGGAAUCCAAGCUGUACCAGAAUGUUCCUCAGGCAGACGCUUCCGUACAAAUUUUGUAUAACCGUGCCUUGGUUCAAUUGGGAUUGGCUGCUUUCAAGCAAGGAGAAAUUGAAGAAUCUCAUCAAAUUUUGAGUGAAAUUUCAAACUCACAGAGACUUAAGGAAUUGUUGGGUCAAGGUUUCAUUGGAAAAUACCCAAGUCAAGCCACCACUGCCGAAAAGCAGAAGUUGUUGCCUUUCCACAUGCACAUCAACUUGGAGUUGUUGGAGUGUGUGUUCAUGACAACAUCCUUGUUGAUCGAGAUCCCUGCUUUGGCUGCUGCUGCUUCUAGUUCUACCAAGGAUUCGAAGCGUAAGGGUGGUAUCAAGUCUUUCAAGAGCAAGUUAGACUUCCACGACAAACAAUACUUCACUGGCCCUCCAGAGUCUAUCAAGGACCAUUUGAUUUAUGCUUCUAAAUACUUGCAAAAGGGUAACUGGAGCAAGGCUUACGACUUGGUCGCUUCAAUUAAGAUUUGGUCUUUGGUUCCAGACAGCGAGCUGUUGUUGCUGAUGUUGAAGAAACAAUUACAGAUUGAGGCUUUGAGAACUUACAUUUUCGCAUACAAAUCCAUCUUCACCAAGUUGUCUGUCGACAAAUUGACCAGUGCAUUCCAACUCGAGAGCACCGAAGUCGUGUCUAUCAUCGAGAAAAUGCUUGCUGCCGGCGAGUUCCAAGGCUCGUUGGAAGAGAACUUCGUCAACUUCGCCACUGAUGCUCCACAAAGAAGCAAGUUGCAAGAGUUGGCAAUCAUAAUGAACGAGAAGGUUGGUUUGUUGAACGAAAAGAACGAGAAAACAAGCGCCAACGGUCACGGAAGAAAACAGACCACGCAACAGCAACAGCAACAGCAAAAGGAACAGAAGGAGCAAAAGGAGAGUUUGCAGGAGGAGAACAGCCGCUUCAGAUACGCCAAUGUGACAACAAACAACGGCGAGUUUUUGAUCUCUGCCUAA
This is a messenger RNA of Australozyma saopauloensis, 2505 nucleotides long. RefSeq names its product translation initiation factor eIF3 subunit c (gene NIP1). Gene Ontology annotation, cellular component: eukaryotic translation initiation factor 3 complex. The transcript has a single exon. Gene Ontology annotation, molecular function: translation initiation factor binding; RNA binding; translation initiation factor activity. The record is from RefSeq and is a predicted model, not a curated record. The coding region runs from base 1 to 2505 and encodes 834 amino acids. Lineage: Eukaryota; Fungi; Ascomycota; Pichiomycetes; Serinales; Metschnikowiaceae. Gene Ontology annotation, biological process: translational initiation.